CGGCCAUGUGAGGCCGUCCCAGGUGCCGUGUCCCUGCCCUCGCUGCAGAGGGCCGGGGACAUCACCUUAGGGGGUCUCUUCUCGCUUCACGACAUGGUGGAGCAGCCCAACCCGUCUUACACCUCCGUGCCCCCGCCGACACGCUGCACCAGGUUUAACUUCAGGACGUUUCGCUGGAUGCAGACCAUGCUUUUUGCCAUUGAGGAGAUUAACAGAGAGGGGACGCUCCUCCCCAACAUCACGCUGGGCUACAAGAUUUACGACUCGUGCAGCGCACCUUUUCAGGCCCUGAAGGCUGCCAUGGAGCUUAUGGGGGCUGAGGAGGGUUUGGAGAAGGAGGGGGAGAGGAAAGUGGAGGACGUCUGCAGGGGGAGUGUGCCGGUGGUGAUAGGGGACGGAGGCUCCACUCAGUCUUUGGCGGUGGCUCGUUUCCUUGGAGUGUUUGAUGUGCCGCAGGUUAGUUAUUUCUCCAGCUGUGCCUGUCUCAGUAACAAGAAAGAGUUUCCUGCUUUCCUGAGGACCAUGCCCAGUGACUUCUUUCAGGUGCAUGCUCUGGUACAGCUAGUGAAGCAUUAUGAAUGGACCUGGGUGGGUCUGAUUGCAGGAGAUGAUGCGUACGGUCGUGGUGGGGCAACUAUCUUUGCUAAUGAGAUCCCCAGGUUUGGUGCCUGUGUUGCGCUUCAUGAGAUCAUCCCGAAGAACCACGCCGGGGCAGACAUGGCUGCAGUUGUUUCCAGGAUACACUCGUCUGGGGCUCGGGUGGUGCUGGUGUUUGCUGUGGAGCAAGAUUCUGUAGCUCUGUUUGAUGAAGCACUGAGGCAGGGGUUGACGGGGAUACAGUGGCUGGCCAGCGAGGCUUGGAGCACAGCCUCCGUCCUGUCUACUCCUACCAGGUACCACCACAUCCUCCAGGGUACGGUGGGUUUCGCCAUCCGCCGGGCGCAGAUCCCCGGGCUGCAAGACUUCCUGCUUCGCCUGCACCCUUUAAACCAAGAUUCCCUUAAAGACCCCUUCCUCGUCCCCUUCUGGGAGGAGGUGUUUGGUUGCAGCCUAAUUCGGGGUGCUGGGGGUCAGGAAGGUAGUGCAGAGAGGAAACCGUCGUGUUCUGGAUCGGAGGAGCUGGCGAGUAUGAGGAACAUCUACUUAGAUGUGUCACAACUGAGAAUUUCCUACAACGUCUACAAGGCUGUGUAUGCCGUUGCCCAUGCACUGAAGGCUAUGAGGAGCUGUGAGACAGGGAACGAGCCUUUCCCACUGCAGGCCUGCCCAGAUGUUGACAACAUACAGCCACGGCAGCUGCUUGGUUACCUGAGACAGGUGGAAUACACCAACUCCUUCGGUGAUGAAACCAAAUUUGAUGAGAACGGCGACCCUGUGGCCGUGUACGACCUGGUGAACUGGAAACUAGGGACAAAUGGAGAAAUGGAGGUCGUCACUAUCGGCAAGUUUGAUGAGACCGAAUCUGGGCUGGAGAAAAAACUGCAGAUCUGGGAAAGCGGCAUCGUAUGGAAUGGCAACCGCACAACAGUCCCGUUGUCUGUAUGCAGCAGUAUCUGUCCCCCGGGCACCAGGAAGGCCAUCAAACCCAACGUUCCUAUGUGCUGCCAUGACUGUGUGGCUUGCACAGACGGGGAGAUCAGCAGUCAGACAGAUGCCAUAGAGUGUGCACGCUGCUUGCCAGAGUUCUGGUCCAAUCCCGAGAGGACGGCCUGCAUCCCCAAAAACGUGGAGUUCCUCUCCUUCAGCGACACCAUGGGAAUCACCCUGAUGGCUGUUGCCCUCCUUGGCUCCUUCUGCACCUCCACGGUGGCCUUCAUCUUCUCUUAUCACAGAUCCACCCCCAUCGUCAGGACCAAUAACUCUGAGCUGAGCUUCCUGCUGCUCUUCUCUUUGACUCUGUGCUUCCUUUGCUCCCUGACCUUCAUCGGCCGGCCCUCCGAGUGGUCCUGCAUGCUGAGGCACACGGCGUUCGGCAUCACCUUCGUCCUCUGUAUCUCCUGUGUGCUGGGGAAGACCAUAGUGGUGUUGAUGGCCUUCAGGGCCACACUCCCGGGUAGUGAUGUCAUGAAAUGGUUCGGACCUGCACAGCAAAGGGCAAUUAUUACCCUUUGCACACUAGUCCAGGUCAUAAUCUGUGCAGUCUGGCUGGCCGUGGCACCACCCACCCCACGCAAGCUGAUGCCGCGCGAGAGCCCCGUCGUCAUUUUGCUGUGUGACGAAGGCUCGGCCCUGGCCUUCUCCCUGGUCCUGGGUUACGUCAGCCUGCUGGCCUGCAUCUGCCUCCUUUUGGCCUUCUUAGCCCGCAAACUUCCCGACAACUUCAACGAGGCCAAGCUCAUCACCUUCAGCAUGUUCAUCUUCUGUGCCGUGUGGGCGGCCUUCGUCCCCGCCUUCAUCACCUCCCCGGGAAAGUACUCGACAGUCACGGAGGUGUUUGCCAUCUUGGCCUCCAGUUAUGGGCUGUUGGCGUGCAUCUUUGCCCCCAAGUGUUAUAUCAUCCUGCUGAGGCCUGAGAAAAACACAAGGAAGCAUCUGAUUUCCAAGCCCGUCGGGGGAAUGUUCUAG
Lampris incognitus (smalleye Pacific opah) is the source of this 2565-nucleotide messenger RNA. RefSeq names its product extracellular calcium-sensing receptor-like. Lineage: Eukaryota; Metazoa; Chordata; Actinopteri; Lampriformes; Lampridae. Gene Ontology annotation, cellular component: membrane. The transcript is spliced from 10 exons. Gene Ontology annotation, biological process: G protein-coupled receptor signaling pathway. The record is from RefSeq and is a predicted model, not a curated record. The coding region runs from base 94 to 2565 and encodes 823 amino acids. Gene Ontology annotation, molecular function: G protein-coupled receptor activity.